Molecule: messenger RNA, 3007 nt
Organism: Centropristis striata (black sea bass)
Lineage: Eukaryota; Metazoa; Chordata; Actinopteri; Perciformes; Serranidae
Product: cell surface glycoprotein 1-like
Exons: 6
Coding region: 563-2938 (791 amino acids)
Source: RefSeq, a predicted model, not a curated record
UGGCUGUCAGUGGCUCUCAGCUUUGUAAUCUUUGAAAACCUGUCACUAGUUAAUAGUUUUAUUAAUAAAAAAGGCUCAAUAAUUUCCUAAAAAGUAGACAAUGGUGCAUUUGUCGGGGACUAUAUUCUUCUGAGGAUUUAUACAGUAAUUAAGGCACUUUUAACCCAGUGAGGCUCAUCAAUGUGUUUUCAGUAGUUUUAGUACUAAAAUGGAUUUUUAUAGAACUGAGGCAUAAGAUAUAUAAGGUUAAUAUAUAGUAUGAUUUGUAAAUUUAUUGAUAGAUUUUGUUUAAUAUCAGGAUACCUACUAACAGUGUUUCCUUGGUGACCUGUCAGAAUGUUGACAUGUGAGUUCGGUUCUAGAACUCUAGAAUCCUGAGUCAGAUUCUCUCUGGAGCUCAGAUCUCUUCACUCAGAACACACUCUGCUCAUUUGUGCCAGAGAGAUCAACCGUGUCAGACUGCUUUUCGCAUCUAUCGUUGAACUUAAACCUGUGAACUUUUACAUUGUUGCUUUGCCUGUUUUGUUUGUUCUGUAUUGUGAUAUACAGCAACAACUUCUCAAUGGAGUUUAUUGAGGGAAGUAGAGGAGUCUACAGACCCAUCAGGGUGUUGUUUGAUACACCCAUUUAUGAUCGGGCUCUGCAGCUCUGCUGGAAUAUCAACAGCUACAAGUCUAAGAUUGCAUUGCUGAGAGAACUGCUCAUGCUUCAGGAAGCUUACCAGAUCCCAUCUCAGGUGACUCCUGAAGACAUGAUCCACUUCCUCAUGGAAGAAAGCAAGAAUACUCUGAGAGAACGCCUUUGGGAGUUUGAACUGGAGGACUUUGAUGAGGAGGACGCCAAACCUCUGCUGAUGCUGGUGUGGGCAGUAAAUAUGAGCAACAAGAUGAGGGACAUUGAGUUUGAAGCCCAGAUGCUCCUCAACUCCUCAGAGCCCUUACCUCCCAAAUUUCAACAUCCUAAACUCUUUAAUGUGGCGCUGAAGUACGCCAAGAUCCUGAGAACCAAUCAUGUGGCUCCCAGCUCCAAAGUCCUCAGUCCUCAAGAGGUGGUGUUGGAAGUUGUCCCCAGAGUCCUGCAGGGCUUCUGGGCACUUCCUCGCCGUCCCCUCCUAAACAUGCCUUCCCAGAAACUCAGCACAAUGUCUGUUGGGGUUACAAAGGCCGUCUUGGACCGAGUCACUGGCGCUCUCACUGGUGUGGAAGGUCAGACCACCUUCUCCCGCUCCAUCAGGGACGACGUGGUCCUGUCCAUCCUGACAACCAUCAGACAGACGCACCCACUCCACAUCCUGGUGAACAGGAUCAAGAGCUUCGCACCAGAGCUGCUCAGUGAAAUUGUUGAUGUUGCAGCGGAACAGAUUUGUGAGAUGUUUCAUCCCAAGAGCCCCAAAGUGCCGGCUCCUCUGAGUCCUGCUGCUGAACCUCCUGCUACCGCUCCAGUCCAGGAAGACUCCAACCUGACUGUGACACGUAGUCCAGAGACAAACCCUGCUGUGGUGUCCACUCCACCAGCUUCUCCAGCACCUCCUGUGGAACCUGCAUCCAUCACUAAUGUUGAGACCAGAGAGGAUGAAAGUGAUGAACCCAGCCUGGUGAAUAACCCAGAAUCCACCAGAGACCCAGACUCUACUGUGGUUCCUACUUCAACACCUCCUGUGGAACCUCCAGCCAUCCCUAAUAUUGAGACCAGGAAAUACGAAAGUGACAAACAAAGCCUGGAGAACAACCCAGAACCCACCAGAGACCCAGACUCUGCUCUAGUUCCAGUUUCUCCAGCACCCCCUGUAGAACCUCCGUCCAUUAUUGAUGUUGAGACCAGGGAGGAUGAAAGAGACAAAUCUGGCCUUGAAAAUGACACAGAACCCACCAGAGACCCAGACUCUGCUGUGGUUCCACCUGCUUCGACUCCUCCUGCGGAACCUCCAUCUGCUUUUGAUGUUGAGACCAGGAAAGACGAAUGUGACGAACCCAGCCUGGAGACCAACCCAGAACCCACCAGAGAACCAGACUCUGCUGCAGUUCCAGUUUCUCCAGCACCCCCUGUGGAACCUCCAUCCAUUAUUGAUGUCGAGACCAGGGAGGAUGAAAGAGACAAAUCUGGCCUUGGAAAUGACACAGAACCCACCAGAGACCCAGACUCGGCUGUGGUUCCACCUAUUAUGACGCCCCCUGCUGAACUUCCAUCCAUUACUGAUGUUGAGACCAGGAAUGAUGAAAAUGACAAAUCUUGCUUUGCAACCGACAGAGAGGCUACCAGAGACCCAGACUCGGCUGCUGUUGUACCUUCUUUGACAUCGCCUGCUGAACCUCCAUCUGUUACUGAUGUUGAGGCAAGAGUGGAUGAAAAGGAAAAACCCAUCCUGGAGAAUGACUCUAAACCCUCCAGAGAACCAGACGCUGCUGCGACUCCAGUUCCCUUGGUUCUGCUGAUCCCUCCUGCUGACCCUCCAUCUGUUCCCGACAUUCAGGCUAGGGAGGAAGAAACUGAAAAGCCAGGCCUUCAAGAAAACCUAAAGCCCACCAAAGAACCAGACUCUGCUCUGACUCCUGCUCCUCCAGCUCCACUGACCCUUCCUGCUGAACCUGUGAUCAUUAUUUCAAUGCAGGACAGCCUGACUAGCAGCCCGGCUGUAACAGAGAAGCCAACCUCCAGACCUCCACCAGCUCCUCGGACAUCCCCGACUGAACCUCCUCACAUUACUGAUGUCAAGGACAGAGUGGAUGCAGAUCAAAGGCCAAACAUUGAAGAGGGCUCAGUAGUCUCCAGAGAACCAGUCUCUGAUCUUGCAGCUUCAUGUUCUCCUCUGACCUCUCCUCCUCUGGAACCUGUAGUCAUUGUUUCAGUGUUAGAAGUCAAAGAGAGGAGAGUGCAGGGCUUCUUCAGCUGGCUCGCUCAACCAUUCUGCUGCUGCUUUGGAGCCAGAGACACAAACUGAGUUGUUGUCUUUAACUGUUAAAUGAAUAUGUGAAUUGAUUAAAUGAAUAAAUACAAAUUUCAAAUUAAA